This is a messenger RNA of Suillus subalutaceus, 410 nucleotides long. RefSeq lists its product as uncharacterized. The record is from RefSeq and is a predicted model, not a curated record. The transcript has 2 exons. The coding region runs from base 107 to 355 and encodes 82 amino acids. NCBI's taxonomy places the organism in Eukaryota, Fungi, Basidiomycota, Agaricomycetes, Boletales, Suillaceae.
GGCCUCACUGAGGUCAGACAACUUGAACGUCCCGCUGCUCUUCCUUCAACCUGGAUCAUGAGAAAUCGAACACAAAGUUUUAAUUUGCAACUCCAACACCUCGGACAUGUCAAUGCUUCUCGACGUCAACAAAGUCCUACACGUGUUCGCGACGGUUUCAGGCGCCCAACCAGCUUGCUGUAUACCACUGGUUAUCUCUGUCCACCCAGACUCUUCCCAAUUCCACUGGCUUUUAUUUGAAGUUUGCAUCCAAAUAUCUAUAGCUCUCACUUCUUCAUGUCAAAAACAUCGACAGUGCGCGUGCGGCAUUGCCCUCCUUGACCCGCCGACCCAAAAAUAUUUGAUAAACCCAUAACCUUGACCACACCAAUGCAUAAUCACCCACCCAUUGAUAUUUCAACCGCAUGUGA